Messenger RNA from Rhododendron vialii, 662 nucleotides. RefSeq lists its product as uncharacterized. The coding region runs from base 75 to 470 and encodes 131 amino acids. The transcript is spliced from 2 exons. The record is from RefSeq and is a predicted model, not a curated record. NCBI's taxonomy places the organism in Eukaryota, Viridiplantae, Streptophyta, Magnoliopsida, Ericales, Ericaceae.
UUCAAUCGAGGCGGCCCACAUUCUUUCCGUCUUUAACACCAAGUCGUCGCCAACGUGCAUGCCUAGAAGAUGGCAUGUCUAUAGAAAUUCCUACAAUUGCACCAAAGCGAGCAAUGGUUUCACAUGCCUUUCAGACAUCAUCAGUUGUGGCACCUAAUGAUAAUGUUAGAUUAAAGGCCCAAUGCUUACGACGUGAACGAGAGAGAGAAAGAGACAACAUUCAACUGAGGCAGCCCACAUCCUUUUCGUCUUUAACACCAAGUCAUCGCCGACGUGCAUGCCUAGAAGGUGGCAUUACUUCUACAUCUAUAGAAAUUCCUACAAAUUCACCAAAGCUAGCAAUGGUUUCACAUUCCUUCCAGUUAUCAUCAGUUGUGGUGCUUCCUACAACACCAAAUUUGAGAGACUAUUCUGCUAGCACAAAAACUCCCAUAACUGUGGAUAGUAUGCUAUGUCAUCAUGAACCCUAGGCAUGCCAACAUUCAAUACCUCAUAUCGAAGAAUCUGUAGCUAUGCCGAGCAUAGCCAUGGAUGAACCUGAAAUGUGUCAUCCUUCAAUGCCUCCUCAGAAUCUCGAGGAAGAGUUUCUAGCCGUGGCAACUGCUCAUGCACAAUUACUUGACAAAGAACUUCUUGCUAUGUCGGACACAUCUUCAGCUCCA